GCGGGUAGCAGCUUGCGCCGAAAGGGCUCGGGCUGGUUGGUCGGGACGCUUGACAAGUCCCGCUGAAAACUUCAGAGGAGGCAAAGUCCAGCCUGACUGCGAGGGAGACAGAGUGGAAGUUAACGUGAGAGAGCGUGCUGGGGGAGAGAACACAAAUCGCAUGUAUUUUUAAAGAAAUGCUCCAAAGAUGGCGGUGGUAAUAACGACGGGGGUUUCAGGUGCCUUCGGAGUCCAAAAAAGUGGAUUUCUUGAGGUUUUGGUGCGGGAACGGUGGCACAAAGUUUUGGUCAACUUAAACGAGGAAGCGCUCACGUUAAGCUGCGAGGAGGGCUGCGUUAAUAACGACAACGUGAAUGACAGCGUCAACUCCAACGGCGUUACCAACGGAUCUUACCUUGAUAACAAUAACGCCAACUCCAACAACGGUCCCCAAACUGUGCGCACCGUGUUCUCGGACCUCCCGGAGCGAGUGCCGGAGGCGAUCGCCAACAGAAAGCGGUGUCUUAAGGUGACCAAGCAGGAGGUCGGAGGGCUUGGGAUCAGCAUCAAAGGUGGGAAGGAGAAUAAAAUGCCCAUCCUCAUCAGUAAGAUAUUCAAGGGACUCGCAGCGGACCAGACACAGGCUCUGUAUGUCGGGGACGCCAUCCUGUCCGUGAACAGUGUGAACCUGCGGGACGCGACCCACGACGAGGCUGUGCAGGCGCUGAAACGGGCCGGGAAAGAGGUGACACUGGAAGUGAAGUACAUGCGCGAGGCCACACCGUACGUCAAAAAGGGCUCCCCGGUGUCAGAGAUCGGCUGGGAAACCCCCCCUCCUGAGUCUCCUCGCCUCAGCCCUACCAUCAUCUCCUCCUCCUUCAACACAUUUGACCCUCCGAGCUCUCCUACCCAGCCCUCCCUGUCCCUGCAGGGCGACAGGAGGUGCAUACCACUCAAGAUGUGUUGCGUAACCCGAGCCAUGACCACACCAGACCCUGAGAACAGACAACUGGAGCUACACUCCCCUGACGCCAGGCACACCGUGGUGCUGCGGUGCCCAGACCAACCAUCUGCCCUGUCCUGGUUCUCUGUCAUGCACUCCGUCACCUCCAAACUGGCACAGCGGGCGCUGGCAGAGGUCAUCCAGAGCACCGCCAGGACGGGGGUAGCUGGCAGCAAAGAGAUACGACACCUGGGAUGGCUGGCAGGGAAGACGGAGAGUGAGAAGCAAUGCUGGAAGCCGGUGCUGAUGGUGGUGACAGAGAAAGACCUACUGCUGUAUGAGAGUCUACCACGAGGCAAGGAGGCCUGGCAGAGCCCUGCACACACGUAUCCACUCUUAGCAACCCGUCUGGUCCACUCUGGCCCUGACCGGGGGUCGCCACACUCUGGCACAGAGCUGUUCUUUGCCACUCGGACCGGCACACGACUCGGCAUCGAGACUCACCUGUUCCGGGCAGAGACCACCAAGGAUCUGUCCCUGUGGACCAGACACAUAGUCAACGGAUGUCACGCCUCAGCUGAGAUGAUCAAAGAAGUCACGACAAGUUGUCUAUACCAGAGCCAGGAGUGCCGGCUGGUGAUUCACUACGAACAGGGCUUCUCUGUGCUGGCUGACCCCAAACUGGGAGACGGGGACAAUGGGGAGGAGAGAGGAGCUCACACACCCAACAGGCCCCGGGUGCUCCUGUCCUACCCCUACGAAAAACUAAAGAUGUCCUCGGAUGACGGAGUUCGCAUGCUCUUCCUUGAAUUUGGAGGGAAGGAGGGGGAGAUUCAACUGGACCUCCACUCGUGUCCGAAGCCGAUCGUCUUCAUCCUCCACUCCUUCCUCUCUGCUAAGAUCUAUCGUCUGGGUCUGGUGGCCUGACCUCUCUAAAGGGACAUUUAGUCUUUUUUGAAAGCAUAAAUCCACCUUGUUUCUCCACCUCUCUGCAGCCCGCAUGCAGCAGUACGCCACGUCAAACUCCAUCAGUCAGGUACCCAAGCUGAGUUGAAUGUAGCCUCUAUCUGGAAAUUGACCUCAAUCUCCAAGUCAAUGAAACACUGGAGAAACUAACCCAGGUAGGUUUUUGCUUUGAGUGAAGUGGACUGUUUUUUGGGAUAAACCCUCCCUUUACCGGCUGCAUGGACUGAAGUGUUGACUGAAGAACCACAGAAGAAAACAUGGACUGGACUAGAAAGAGAGGGAUGAUAUAUACAGAGAGAUGGACACAGAUUGGGCAUUACUGUCACGUCCAGGAUUAGAAGGACUGGACACGAUUGAGAUGAAUUCACUUUUAAUUCAAUCAAAAUGUAAUGGCGAACUGCCUUCCAUUUACCAAUUAUAUAAUUUAUUCACUAUUAGCUCUCAAAGGUCAUUCUGAAUUUCAUUUUCAUUUUUCUUCACCAAACACUUGACACACUGUGGAAAAACUUUAUGCAUUUGUCUUUGUUAGCGUCCACUGAAUCGUCUUGUUAGCGACGUCGUCAUUCAUCAUUGAAACUGGUUGGCACAACCGCCCGCACAGUCUCCACCAAUGUGACGGCUGACUGAAAUUCAAAAUGUCACCGUAUUCUUUUAAGAUGUUGCAUACUGUGACCAAAGUAAGUAAAGUAUUUCAACGUUUGACUGAUUUAUCUGAAGUCAGUUCUGAUGUCUUCAGUUAUAGAGAAAAGCCUCGGCUCCAAUCAACAUGAAUUAUAAUAUACACAAGCAUUCAGAUGUAUUUUUUUAAAUCACAUUUAAAUUCCAUGUAUUCUUUAUCACUCAGAAUAAUAAUAAUAAUAGCUUGCAACUUCCAACUUCGAUUUCCACAGAGAUACUAGUAUUACAUAUGCAUGGAGGUUUAAGAUAAGGAUAAAUAUGCACGUUUAAUUAAUCCCUAAUGGUUCCAUAGCCAAACAAUGAGGUAAUGUGCAGAAUACUUUGGUAAACACAUUUUGACCAGAUACAUUAGUUUGAUCUUUUAGGGAAAUAUGCUUUUUCACUUUCUCGCAGAGAGUUUGAUGAGCUACAGCCAGUUGCCUAUUAGCUUAGCUUUGCUAACAUUGGAAAACAGCUAGCUUGAUAAGCUAGUUAAUCAGGGAGCUCUAGAGGUGCUAGUAGGUGGAGUUUGUUACUGUACCUUUGGACUGUCUGGCUGUUUCCUGUAUGAUAAGCUAUCCAGCUACUGGUUAUGGCCUUAUAUAUAAUGGACAGAUGCGAGAGGGAUAUUUAUCUUCUGAUCUAUUUCCCAAAAUGUUAAA
Molecule: messenger RNA, 3207 nt
Organism: Anarrhichthys ocellatus (wolf-eel)
Lineage: Eukaryota; Metazoa; Chordata; Actinopteri; Perciformes; Anarhichadidae
Gene: sntb1
Product: syntrophin, basic 1
Exons: 8
Coding region: 188-1849 (553 amino acids)
Cellular component (GO): dystrophin-associated glycoprotein complex; intracellular anatomical structure; synapse
Molecular function (GO): structural molecule activity; protein binding
Source: RefSeq, a predicted model, not a curated record